AAUUGAGAUGAAAUGUAUGUGAAACCAAACUAUUCGUGAUGUGAUUGGUCGAAUAUAUCAUAUGCAUGAAAAUAUAGGCAAAGUCUAUAGUCAAGGCACGCGCUUAGCGCGCGCAAAUUUGAAUUCUAGUUUUUUUUAAAUUAUACAUUUUAAAAAAUUUCAAGUAUGUCGCGGCCAAGAGUAUUGAUCACACGUGGAGAUAUUCCGUCACCUGGGUAUAAAUUAUUGCAUCAGGAAUGUGAGCUAAUCGAAUGGAAAAAAAGCACUCCAAUUCCGCGAUCAGAGUUGCUGUCAAUGAUAACCGGGGUCGACGGAGUCUUUUGUUUAUUGACGGACAAAAUAGACGAGGAAGUAAUUUCCUCAGCAGGUCCGCAGCUGAAAGUGGUGGCGACGAUGUCCGUAGGACUGGACCACCUGGACCUGAAGAGCUUGAAGGAGAGAAACAUUAAAGUUGGUUACACUCCAGAUGUAUUAACAGACGCAACGGCGGAACUUACGGUAGCGUUGUUGCUGGCAACUUCGCGGCGGAUAAUUCAAGCCGAAAAAGCUUUGAGAGCAGGAGAAUGGACUUCUUGGUCCCCAACCUGGAUGUGCGGACCAGGUCUCGCUGGAUCCAUAGUUGGGAUAGUGGGUCUGGGUCGUAUCGGCGCCAGAGUUGCGGAGUAUCUUUACCCGUUCCGUGUAUCAAAAAUUCUCUACUCCAGCCGCAGCGAAAAAUCAGCUGCGGCUGCCUUUAAAGGCCAGAGAGUUCCUCUGGACCAACUGCUAGCUGAAAGCGACUUUGUCAUUGUAACAAUCGCCCAGACUCCAGAAACUCGCGGGAUGUUCAACGAGGAAGCUUUCGGCAAGAUGAAAAAAUCCAGCAUUUUUAUCAAUGUCAGCAGGGGAGAAAUUGUUGAUCAAGAUGCGCUGGUAAAAGUUUUGAAGAAUCGAGGGAUUAGAGCCGCUGGGUUGGAUGUCAUGACUCCAGAGCCUAUUCCGUUAGACCACGAGCUUCUCAAACUUGAUAAUUGCGUAUUGCUGCCGCAUAUUGGAAGCGCCUCGACAGAAGUAAGGGAACAAAUGUCGGUCAUUACUGCUAAUAACAUUUUAGCUGUUCUGAAAGGAAAUCCUGAAUCAAUGCCGUCUCCUCUAAAAAUGCAAUAAAUAUUUUUACAAUUAUUGUUUUAAUAUGAGAAAAUUAUUUUUUUUAAUAU
This is a messenger RNA of Cotesia glomerata, 1196 nucleotides long. RefSeq names its product glyoxylate reductase/hydroxypyruvate reductase. The transcript is spliced from 5 exons. Gene Ontology annotation, cellular component: cytosol. The record is from RefSeq and is a predicted model, not a curated record. Gene Ontology annotation, molecular function: hydroxypyruvate reductase (NADH) activity; glyoxylate reductase (NADPH) activity; NAD binding. The coding region runs from base 166 to 1146 and encodes 326 amino acids. Lineage: Eukaryota; Metazoa; Arthropoda; Insecta; Hymenoptera; Braconidae.